Nicotiana tabacum (common tobacco) is the source of this 921-nucleotide messenger RNA. The record is from RefSeq and is a predicted model, not a curated record. Lineage: Eukaryota; Viridiplantae; Streptophyta; Magnoliopsida; Solanales; Solanaceae.
AUGGUAGAGAUCAGGAGUAUGCUUCAGCAACUCAUUGGGACAAAUGGUAAGAUGCAGGAAAAAUUGGAAAUGCAUGAUUCAACUAUAAAGAACAUUGAAACUCAAUUGGGGAAGCUGUUUAUGGCUUUAAACAACCGCCCCCAGGGAAGAUUGCCAGCGGACACAAAUAUUAACCCCAAGGAGCAAAACCCGAAUCAGCUGAUGGCAGUAAGUCUCCGGAAUAUGAGAGAUUUAGAUAAAGAGCAGGAAAUUGCACAAGCCAGCAAAGAGACUACGCCAGCCACUCCAGUUCCAAUAGAGGUAGAUGAACCAACAGAACUUACUAAAGUGGUAGUUCAACAGGGUCAGGAUGAAAAGGGUAAGGCUAAGGUGAGUGAACAAGUUGUAGAACAGAUGGUACCUCUUGUGCCACAGAACCACAACAGAGAGAAGCCAACAAGCAGUGCACAAAGAGUGGUACCUGCACCAUUCCCUCAGAGACUAACCUACAGCGCAAUAGUGACAAGACCCAUAGCUCAAAAGAUGUCUGACCUAGGUAGCUUUACUAUUCCAUGCGCUAUCGGGAGUUAUGCCUUUGCAAAGGCAUUAUGUGACUUAAAAGCCAGCAUAAAUUUGAUGCCACUGGCUAUAUACACCAAACUGGGCAUUGGCAGAGCUGGACCGACUUUGAUGUUGUUGCAACUAGCUGACCGCACGGUUAAAAGGCCAACCGGGAUUCUUGAUGAUGUGUUGGUACAAGUGGGGAAGUUUGUGUUCCCUGCAAACUUUGCUAUUCUUGAUUGUCAGGCAGUGGAUGUGAUCCUGCACGAAGAUGAUGUGACUCUGACUGCUAAAGAUCCAUUAGAAGCCUGCUUGACAAAUUUAGAGGAGAUGGAUGGUGAAGGGUUAGUUGAGUGGGUCAUGGCACUUGAAGCCCAAUGA